Daucus carota subsp. sativus is the source of this 1946-nucleotide messenger RNA. Its product is annotated as probable lysophospholipase BODYGUARD 1. The transcript has 4 exons. The record is from RefSeq and is a predicted model, not a curated record. The coding region runs from base 34 to 1455 and encodes 473 amino acids. NCBI's taxonomy places the organism in Eukaryota, Viridiplantae, Streptophyta, Magnoliopsida, Apiales, Apiaceae.
GUGCUAAUCUAAGCUCAAUUUGUUUUCUUGUAAAUGGCUGUGUCGAAGGACAAGACGUUUUCAGUUUUAGUACUGACAGGGAAUUUCAUGAACGAUUUUAUGAGCAUCAUUGUAUUCGCUAUUCUUGACCUUAUUGAUUUCCUUCUUUGUUACGCGUAUAGAGUCGUGGACUUUACUUUUGAAGCGGGAUGGAAGCCAUGUUACUGCUCUUCAGCCGGAGAGGCCAGCAGCAAGAUAGUACUUGAACGUGGAGAGACGAAAACAAAUGUUUGCCUUUCGUCCUCCAAGUUUCAGCUAGAGGGAAUGUCGGAUACUCUCUACACUCGCUCAUCCUUAAUAUCAGAGGUAUCAAAAUUGACAAAUGUUAGCGGCCUUAAAACUGAGACCAAUUCUGUGAUACAACGUAUAGAUAAGUUCAUUAAAGGCCGAUUGAGAUCUCCCAGCUUCAACAUUAUUGAAAUGCUACAAGGUAAGAUUGGAGACCAACAAUCUCAUCAUGCUCCAAGAUGGUCGGAUUGUGAUUGCCAGACAUGCAAUGCGUGGUCCUUUUCUACGGGUGACACUCUCUUUCUCAAAGCGGAAGGAACAUUAGGUAAUGCAGAAGAAAAUGUGAUUUUUAUUCAUGGAUUUAUCUCAUCCUCUGCAUUCUGGACGGAAACUCUGUUUCCUAACUUUUCAAAAUCAGUGAAAUCGAGGUACAGGCUUUUUGCAUUCGAUCUGUUAGGCUUUGGAAAGAGCCCGAAGCCAAACGAUUCAUUUUACACCAUACGGGAGCAUUUAGAGAUGAUUGAGAGAUCAGUUCUUGAACACAACAAAGUUAAGUCUUUUCACAUAGUAGCACAUUCUUUGGGGUGCAUUCUAGCUCUUGCUCUCGCUGUAAAGUAUCCCGGCUCAGUCAAAUCCCUAACUCUAAUAGCACCCCCAUACUUUCAGGCACCAAAGGGAGAAAAAGCAACACAGUAUGUGAUGAGAAGGCUGGCGCCAAGGCGGGUUUGGCCAAUGAUAGCAUUUGGAGCGUCGGUUGCUUGCUGGUAUGAGCAUAUAGGCCGGACUAUUUGCCUUGUCCUGUGCAAGAACCAUAGAGUCUGGGAAUUUCUCAUCAAACUACUCACCAGAAACAGGAUGAGAACAUACUUGAUUGAAGGAUUCUGCUGUCAUACACAUAAUGCUGCGUGGCAUACGCUCCACAAUAUCAUCUGUGGAAGUGCUGGUAAAAUGGAAGCCUACUUGGAUGUCCUUGAAAAAAACAUGACAUGCAAUGUAAACAUAUUCCAUGGCAGAGACGACGAACUGAUCCCCCUUGAAUGUAGCUACAAUGUGCAAUCUAGGGUUCCUCGUUCACGUGUUGAGAUAAUAGAAAAUAAAGAUCAUUUAACCAUUGUUGUCGGAAGACAGAAAGCCUUUGCCAGAGAACUGGAGGAAAUAUGGAAUUCUUCAAGUAAUUUGUCUUCGUAGCUCAGCACAUUUUUGUUGAAUAUUGUCAUACAUGCACAUUGUAUUAAGAUUCUGGUUUGAUCAGAUAAGUACAUAAAAGAGGUACUGUCUUAGUUUGCGCAACAUAGCUAGCGUCACUUACACAGGAGAAGGCAUGGUUGUUUGACUUGUUUCAUUAAGUUGAACAAGGAUCUCCGUUGUUUUUUAGUUAAUUUGACUAUUGAAAAGUCAAACAAGACUAUUAUUUUGAGAUGGAUGGAGUACUUCAUUUGCUUGUCUCUCCGGAGUAAUUCUAAAUCGGUGUCCGUGUCGUCCUGGAAAUGUAUGGAUCCAGCUCCUUAUUACAAGUUCACUGCCAUUUAUGAAACCUGCCAUUGCUGGAAACUGAAAAUUGUUUGCGAUCUUCUUUCCCCAGUAACAAGAAAUGUCAAUGUGUAGAAUGCAAUCAUCACGAACCCAUCACCAUAUCGGCUAUAAAUUCGAUAUAAGAAAAUUCAGCUGGUACGGUGCAU